Molecule: messenger RNA, 1030 nt
Organism: Parathielavia appendiculata
Lineage: Eukaryota; Fungi; Ascomycota; Sordariomycetes; Sordariales; Chaetomiaceae
Product: PEBP-like protein
Exons: 1
Coding region: 233-856 (207 amino acids)
Biological process (GO): regulation of proteolysis; regulation of Ras protein signal transduction
Molecular function (GO): phospholipid binding; peptidase inhibitor activity
Source: RefSeq, a predicted model, not a curated record
AAUGUGAUGUGAGAAACUCAUCCACGGCAACUCAUCACCGAAAGACCCGAGCCAAGAUGCCAUCAUCUCCACCAAUGAAACGGAAAUUCCACCAAUCAUAAUAAUACCAUGCGAGUGUACAAAUACACUAAAGAGCACUGCAACAUCUACACCACUUCGUGAAAUCGUUUGCAAUCUUUCCGAAAUCGAGACAUCACGUCGAAACUUAAGAGCCCUUUUCAUUGUCACCGCGAUGGCCCAAAACAUCCUCGAUUCGCUCAAGGACGCGAACCUGGUCCCCUCCAAAGUCAUCCCAGCAGACUUCACCCCGACCUUCCACCUCAACGUCCACUUCCCCACCAAGGCCAUCUCCAACGGCACGCUCGUGCGCGUCAGCGAAGUAAAACAGACACCCUCCAUUUCCAUCUCAGCCAUCUCCCCCACAACAACAACAACUGAAACCCCCGAGCAAAGUUUCACCUUCAUGCUGAUCGACCCGGACGCGCCGACGCCCGACGACCCCAAGUUCGGCUACUGGCGGCAUUGGGUUGUGACAAACAUUCCUUUUUCAUCUCCAACUACCUCCAAGCAGUCCGAAGAACAAACGAAGGCGGCGAGCAUGGUGGACACCGGGAGGACACUGACCCAGUACCUCCCGCCGGGCCCCAAGGACGAAUCAGGGCCGCAUCGGUACCUGUUUCUGCUGUUUGCUGAGCCCGAACAGAGGCUGAAGCUUGAGAAGAGCGACGUGGGCGGCGAGGAAUUUGUCGAGAGGAGGAGUUUUAGGGCUGAGGAGUUCGUGCAGAGGCAUGGUUUGCGGCUGGUUGGCGUGCAGUGGAUGAGGGGGGUCGGGGAUGGGUGGAAGGGGCCGGAAUGAUUACAUGGUCGCGGGAUGACUCUGAAACUCCUAUUUGGAGGUUACCUUGAUCAACCGAGAGGAUGACUUCUACGUGCGAAAUUUGAUGUACACUAACAGACGGUGUUUGUCCAAGCCCCCGGGCGAAAUCGUUCACGACAAUGGCAAAGAACAAAGCUGAAGUGUCCCAUUCGU